AUGGCAAAUGUGAAUCAAGAUGACGACGAUGCUGCUCAAUUAAAAUUUCCAAAAGAAUUCGAUAAAGCUGAACCGAUGAUGAUCUCGGAAGUUUUGUUAUUGCUCGAAGAACGUCGAAAGCAGCAAAACAGUGAAGAUAUAGACGAUGAUGAUGACGAACUCACGUCAUCCGAAGCAUUCAAUGAUAUUGUUGCAUACUGUGAACGAUUCAAUCAAACGAAUGGUAUGGCAACAUCAAGUUCUGCGCCUGUUUUACAUAAAUUCGAAGCUGCUUUACUUGCUAAUCUUUGUCCACAACUAGCAGCGGAGGCGAAAACACUAAUUCCAUCUUUAGACAGCAAACUCGAUGAUGAUGAAUGUCAAAAAAUAGUUGAUGAAAUUCAAAACUAUCGAAGUUUUCAAUAUUGA
Adineta ricciae is the source of this 408-nucleotide messenger RNA. NCBI's taxonomy places the organism in Eukaryota, Metazoa, Rotifera, Eurotatoria, Adinetida, Adinetidae. The record is from the annotation of a GenBank genome assembly.